AGCCUGUGGUGCCACCAGGGAAGGUCUGGAGGUGAAUCUGCUUCCUGGGAAGCGCCUUUGGGAGAACAGCUUGCAUCAUCAGCGAGUGACACUUUUCCCACUUUUCUCCCGGUUCCUGGAGCUCUCCAAUCCCCACAGCCCGCCGUCUGCAGCUGGAAAGGAAAAAGGCAAAAUGACAGCGUACUUUUAAGACAUUUUGAGACCCUGGAUUAGGAAAUCUUUGGGCUGCAGAGCUGAGACAGACCUCUCCCUGGGGUGAGGCCACCCAUUGGGCCUUCGGAGCCACACUGCCUGGCUUCACAUCCCAGCCCGGCUACUUGUGUCAUCUUGGGUGGGUGACUUAGAGGGAAGGACGUGAAAGGCAUUUUGAACAGGGUCUGGUGCAUUGUGUGCAAUACAAGAACAUCUUAGUUGUUAAUACCCGGCGGCUCAGGGAAGCUAAGAGGCUGGGUUAUCUUGAAGGAAGGCGUCCCUCAGGUCAAGGGACAUCUAGGAAGGCCUGAGCGGGAUUAUUUCUGGCCUAUCACAAGACACGGGUUCAGGGAGGGUGUCAUCACAUGCUUGAUUCCUAAAUACCUAGUAGGUCUCGCCCUAUUAUUAAGAUUUCAGUGAAAUGGCAAGGGAGGGGAAAAUUCUGCUGCUUCCUGAGUCACUGCUCCGGCCUUUUCUUCUAGACUGCUCUACUCCCUCUCCAACGUUAACUCCUUCAGAACCAGACUUACUUUGGGACGGAGGGGGUUGGGCCAGCCCUGUAGAAUCCCAGGUCCUGCUACUUGCCAGGAAGGUCUUUCAGAUCAAGGGUGAACUGUUUCCCUGGUGAUUCACUGUACAGUGGCUGUGUGUCAUCAUUCACGUUUAUACAUGAAAUGCAUUUAGAAAUAUGUCCCUGUCAGAAUUAAAUCAUUAAAGAGGGGAGGAAAAACCCCCCCACAAAACCUUUGACUCAGCUUUCUGGAAAAGGUCCUCAAGGCACUUUGUUACCAUGACUACAGCAAGGUUCCCACCCACCAUUCUAUCACCAGCAGAGGCCUAGCCUCCAUUGGAGUGGGUAGGUUUUUAAGUUAGAAUGCAGGCCUGCUGUCUCAUAUCUGGGAAGGACACUGAAUCCAGCCAACAUUUCUCAAUUUUUCUCCCUAAGAGGCUUCAGUGAAAGCCUCUGCUGUUGACAGAUGUGUCUGUUGUGUCGAAUCUAUUAAAUUUGUACCCCUGGGAUACAGCCACUGAACGCUCAUUGACUCUGGAGGGAGUCAGUGUGUUUGUAAGCAGGAAUGGAAUUGGGGUUUUUCUCUUUUGCUCAGAUUAGAGGGUUGUGGAUCCUCUUAGGUAUGGGCAGCCUUUUAGGGCAGACCCCUCCUCUCACUGAGUUAGACCCUGCUGCCUUUUCGUUUCCUGGUGGCCUUAGGUAAAACUGUCUCCUUAGCGCUCAAUGACUUAUGAGUAUAUUCAUUUCUAGUGAUCCCCCCGCCCUGCCUUCACACGGAAAUAAAGAAUUGCAAAGUUAAAAGAGACUUUACGAUCCUCCGGCCUUGUAGUUUUUUAAUCUUUAGAGUUGAUGUCUCCUGUGAGAAGAUGAAGUAGGCUAUGGCCCCUCUUCCCAAGAAACUGCAUCCACGUACAGAACCUUGGCAUGCAGAUCAUGGGGCCCUGAAGCAUUUGCAUGGGCUCCAGAAGCUUGGAGAUUGUCAUACGUCAGUUUGUCUAGAGGUGCCUCAUUCUUCUUCAUGGCUGUAUCCCGCAGUAUGUUAUCAGGCCAACUCCCAGUUUGUGGACACAUCCUGGCUCCACAGAGAGAACAGCCCAGAAAAGAAAGUUCCCCAGCCCUCCGCAUUCCUCCAAUGGCCACUCGCCACAGGACACAUCAACAAGCCCCAUUAAAAAGAAAAAGAAACCCGGCUUACUGAACAAUAACAAUAAGGAGCAGUCAGAACUAAGACAUGGUCCGUUUUACUAUAUGAAGCAGCCACUCACCACAGACCCUGUUGAUGUUGUACCGCAGGAUGGACGAAAUGAUUUCUACUGCUGGGUUUGUCACCGGGAAGGCCAAGUCCUUUGCUGUGAGCUCUGUCCCCGGGUUUAUCACGCUAAGUGUCUGAGACUGACAUCGGAACCAGAGGGGGACUGGUUUUGUCCUGAAUGUGAGAAGAUUACAGUAGCAGAAUGCAUCGAGACUCAGAGUAAAGCCAUGACAAUGCUCACCAUUGAACAGUUAUCCUACCUGCUCAAGUUUGCCAUUCAGAAAAUGAAACAGCCAGGGACAGACGCAUUCCAGAAGCCCGUUCCGUUGGAACAGCAUCCCGACUAUGCGGAAUACAUCUUCCAUCCCAUGGACCUUUGUACAUUGGAAAAGAACGCUAAAAAGAAAAUGUAUGGCUGCACAGAAGCCUUCCUGGCUGAUGCAAAAUGGAUUUUGCACAACUGCAUCAUUUAUAAUGGGGGAAAUCACAAAUUGACGCAAAUAGCGAAAGUAGUCAUCAAAAUCUGUGAGCAUGAGAUGAAUGAAAUCGAAGUUUGUCCAGAGUGUUAUCUAGCUGCUUGCCAAAAACGAGAUAACUGGUUUUGUGAGCCUUGUAGCAAUCCACAUCCUUUGGUUUGGGCCAAACUGAAGGGGUUUCCAUUCUGGCCCGCGAAAGCUCUGAGGGAUAAAGAUGGCCAGGUUGAUGCCCGUUUCUUUGGACAACACGACAGGGCCUGGGUUCCAAUAAAUAAUUGCUACCUCAUGUCUAAAGAGAUUCCUUUUUCUGUGAAAAAGACCAAAAGCAUCUUCAACAGUGCAAUGCAAGAGAUGGAGGUUUACGUGGAGAACAUCCGCCGGAAGUUUGGGGUCUUUAAUUAUUCUCCAUUCAGGACGCCCUACACGCCCAACAGCCAGUACCAAAUGCUGCUCGACCCCUCCAACCCCAGCGCUGGUGCUGCCAAGAUAGACAAGCAGGAGAAGGUCAAGCUCAACUUUGACAUGACGGCGUCACCCAAGAUCCUGAUGAGCAAGCCAAUGCUGAGUGGGGGCGCAGGCCGCAGGAUCUCCUUGUCGGACAUGCCACGCUCCCCUAUGAGUACCAACUCCUCCGUGCACACAGGCUCCGACGCUGAGCAGGACGCCGAGAAGAAGGCCACGUCCAGCCACUUGAGCGCCAGUGAGGAGUCCAUGGACUUCCUGGACAAGAGCACAGCUUCACCAGCCUCCACCAAGACGGGACAAGCGGGGAGUUUAUCUGGCAGCCCGAAACCUUUCUCUCCUCAAGUAUCAACGCCAAUCACGACGAAAACGGACAAGACAUCUACCACGGGAAGCAUCCUGAAUCUUAACCUGGAUCGAAGCAAGGCCGAGAUGGAUCUGAAGGAGCUGAGUGAGUCGGUCCAGCAGCAGUCGGCCCCUGUGCCUCUCAUCUCUCCCAAGCGGCAGAUUCGCAGCAGAUUCCAGCUAAAUCUUGAUAAGACGAUAGAGAGUUGCAAAGCACAAUUAGGCAUAAAUGAAAUCUCAGAAGAUGUUUAUACGGCUGUGGAACACAGCGAUUCGGAGGAUUCCGAGAAGUCAGAUAGUAGCGGUAGUGACUCUAUCAGUGAUGAGGAACAAAGGUCUAAGAAUGAGCCGGAAGAUGCUGAAGACAAAGAGGAUGCUCGGAUGGACAAAGAGCCAUCUGCUGUCAAAAAAAAGCCCAAAUUGGCAAACCCCAUGGAGACAAAAGAGGAGCUGAAAGUCAGCACGUCGCCAGCCAGCGAGAAAGCAGACCCAGGCUUGGUCAAGGAGAAGACUAGCCCUCAGCCCGAGAAGGACUUUUCAGACAAAGCAAAACCCUUGCCUCAUCCCACAAAGGAUAAGCUGAAGGGAAAAGAUGAGACGGAUUCCCCAACAGUGCAUUUGGGCCUGGACUCCGAUUCAGAGAGCGAACUUGUCAUAGAUUUAGGAGAAGACCAUUCUGGGCGGGAGGGUCGAAAAAAUAAGAAGGAACCCAAAGAACCGUCUCCCAAGCAGGAGGUUGUAGGUAAAGCUCCACCAUCCACGACGGCGGGCAGCCAGUCUCCCCCCGAAACGCCGGUCCUCACCCGCUCUUCCGCCCAAACUCCCACGGCUGGUGUCACGGCCACCACCAGCACCACAUCCACGGUCACGGCCCCGGCCGCCGCUGCCACAGGAAGCCCAGUGAAAAAGCAGAGGCCGCUUUUACCGAAGGAGACUGCCCCGGCCGUGCAGCGGGUCGUGUGGAACUCCUCAAGUAAGUUUCAAACGUCCUCCCAAAAGUGGCACAUGCAGAAGAUGCAGCGCCAGCAGCAGCAGCAAAACCAGCAGCAAAACCAGCAGCAAAACCAGCAGCCUCAGUCUUCCCAGGGGACGAGAUAUCAGACCAGACAGGCCGUGAAAGCUGUCCAGCAGAAGGAGAUCACGCAGAGCCCGUCCACCUCCACCAUCACCCUGGUGACUAGCACCCAGUCGUCGCCCCUGGUCACCAGCUCGGGGUCCACGAGCACCCUCGCCUCUUCAGUAAGCGCAGACCUGCCCAUCGCCACCGCCUCAGCCGAUGUUGCCGCGGACAUCGCCAAAUACACUAGCAAAAUGAUGGAUGCAAUAAAAGGCACAAUGACGGAAAUAUAUAACGACCUUUCUAAAAACACUACUGGAAGCACAAUAGCCGAGAUUCGCAGGCUGAGGAUUGAGAUAGAGAAGCUCCAGUGGCUGCACCAGCAGGAGCUCUCGGAAAUGAAACACAACUUGGAGCUGACCAUGGCUGAGAUGCGGCAGAGCCUGGAGCAGGAGCGGGACCGGCUCAUCGCCGAGGUGAAGAAGCAGCUGGAGCUGGAGAAGCAGCAGGCGGUGGACGAGACCAAGAAGAAGCAGUGGUGCGCCAACUGCAAGAAGGAGGCCAUCUUCUACUGCUGCUGGAACACCAGCUACUGCGACUACCCCUGCCAGCAGGCCCACUGGCCUGAGCACAUGAAGUCCUGCACCCAGUCAGCUACCGCGCCUCAGCAGGAAGCAGACGCCGAAGUGAACACGGAAACACUAAACAAGUCAAACCAGGGGACCUCCUCCAACACACAGGCAGCCGCCCCGGAAACCAGCAGCUCGAAAGAGAAGGAGACGCCAGCCGAGAAAAGCAAGGACAGUGGCUCAACCCUCGACCUUUCUGGCUCCAGGGAGACGCCCUCCUCCAUUCUCUUAGGCUCCAACCAAGGCUCUGUUAGCAACAGGUGUGACAAGCAACCUGCCUCUGUCCCAACCAGCACAGACCACCAGCCGCACCCCAGCUACCCAGCCCAGAAGUACCAUUCCCGGAGCAGUAAAUCCAGUUGUUGGAGCAGCAGCGAUGAGAAACGGGGGUCGGCACGCUCUGAGCACACCGCCAGCACCAGUUCGAAGAGCCUCAUCCCGAAGGAGUCUCGGCUGGACACCUUCUGGGACUAAGGACACGUUGGAGCACAAGUCACCCAUCCCAUGGAGGAAAAAAAAACCAGACACCAGGAAAACCGGGAACAGCAAAGAAAUGUGAGACAGGAGAAUCGCCACCCUCGGACUGGAGGAUGCCGACCAUUCAGACUUGGCCUUUGCACCUGGCACGGAGGGCAGCCCACACUACGUCACGUCCAGCAUUAGCCUUGACAGAGGACUGUUCCACCCACAUGAAAUCUACACUUUCGAUGUAAAUAAUGUACAAUUUGUGGAUGUCAUUGAGCCUAGAGUACCUUCCCCUUUUUAUAUUUGUAUUGACUUUAACUUAUAAAAAAAAAGAGAGAGAGAGAGAGAAAAACAAUUAAAAAAAAAAAAGAAACACACCCAACAACAGAAAGAAUGUUUGGAUGUUGGAGAAGGGACGGUCAGCCAGCCCACCUGUCACAGUGGUAUGGAGAGCGCGUGGGGAUCACCGUGGCGCACAGGUCCUCAUCCUGGGAUGCCCAGGGGAAAGCGAGCCGUUGCCAUUCGUAUGUCUGUACACAGCACAUUGGGAUCAGGAAUUUCUGGCACAGAUUCGGUGCCGUCGUGGGCACAUCACAUCCAACCAUUAUUGGCCCAUUUCAAAUGCUGUGUUAUCAUGUUUUAAAAGGCAAGUUCUCUGGACCAGAAGGACAUGUGGAGGAGCUCGUUUAUUUUAUGUGAUUUCCAUGAUGACUCUACUCCUAUAAAAGGGAAAAAAAAAAAACAACCAACGUCCUUGUUUACAGAAUAUCAACUAGAAACAAGCCCUGCUCAGCUCAGUUGCAGAAGGGAAGAACUUAGAAAGCGUUCAAGUCAGAAGCUCUGAAACAGAGAGAUCUUUUCUUUGCUUUGUGGUUCCUUUAAAGACACUCACACCCACUUGGUAAGAGACAGGCCGUGCUUUGCGGAAGUGAGAAGUCAAAGGCAAGACGCACGCGGAGGACAUUUCAGUCUGGGAUGAAGCAUGUAUGUAUUAUUUAUAUGAUGGAAUUUUACGUUUUUAUGUCAGCAUGAAACAAAGGCAGUGUGAGAGGACGCAGGACACCGCCGUGCUGUCUGUUACACUACGUAUGCUGUAGUACCAUUUUGUAUGUUGUGUAAAACAAGAAGCAUUGAACAAAGCAAAAAGGUGAUGUAUGUAUAUGAGAAAAAUUAAUUGUACCAUAUCAUUCCAGUACCUUCUGUUGUACAUUUUAGUCUCGUUUCCUUUCUCUUCAUUGUUGAUAAGAGGAUGCGAACUGUACAGUUUCCAGCUAGUUACCCAUAUUAGAGAAGAAAUAAAAAGAGUAUUAGAAGAAAACAGGAGAGAAAGAACAUUUGUGAAUUGCAGUUGUCAAAAAAAAAAUAGCCUAGCUGGCCUUAUUUGUGAAGCAUAAUUGCUUUUAGCAUAUGGAAGUAUUUUUUCACAUUUUCUUUGUAUAAAAUUUGUAUUAAACUUAAAUAUCUUUUUUGA
Messenger RNA from Kogia breviceps (pygmy sperm whale), 6860 nucleotides. NCBI's taxonomy places the organism in Eukaryota, Metazoa, Chordata, Mammalia, Artiodactyla, Physeteridae. The record is from RefSeq and is a predicted model, not a curated record.